Molecule: messenger RNA, 4443 nt
Organism: Cheilinus undulatus (humphead wrasse)
Lineage: Eukaryota; Metazoa; Chordata; Actinopteri; Labriformes; Labridae
Gene: cntn5
Product: contactin 5
Exons: 24
Coding region: 392-3685 (1097 amino acids)
Biological process (GO): cell-cell adhesion
Molecular function (GO): protein binding
Source: RefSeq, a predicted model, not a curated record
GUGAGGCUGACAGACUGAGAGGAGACCAAACCUCCGUCCACCACGACGCACAGCAGCGGCACACAGCUCCCCGAAGUGGGAGGAAAGGUACGACAGUCGAGGAGAGAAAAGCUGGAUACGGGAAGAAAUAAUAUCUGUUUACACGAGGAUGUACUGUUUACGCUGGCUAACCAGAUAAAGCGGCAGAGACGAGGACCCGGACUUCAUAUUCCUAAUACCGCUGCUGCUCCGCUGUUUGGGUCGGGAGGAAGAGACACAAACGCCGUGAACACAACGGUUAUCAUCUGGUAGAGGAAAGAAAAAGUGGAGCAGAGGACUACUUUAUCUGCGCAGCUUUAAUGAAGAAGCAGACCUGCUAACAUUUUUGCAGAAGGGACCCUCUUUAUCAAGUAUGGGGUCACCAUGGAAACCAUUUCUCUUCCUGUCUAUCAUCAGUGGCCUUUCAGAUUUUGCAAGAGCGGUUGCAGCACGGCCUAUAUCAUAUGCAGCAGUAUUACGAAUGAAACCAGACAGCUCGUCAGUGCUCAACUCGCGCAGCAGACCUCGACAACACCACAGUGGUGGGCUGGUGACUCCUGACUGGCCUGCUUUCUCCAGUCACCCCCUGUCAGCUGUGAGUCUGCUCAGCUCUCAGGAGGACUACAGGAGUGAAGAAAUUGAGGAGUUUGGACCUGUUUUUACCCAGGAGCCAGAGGAUGUUAUUUUCCCCUUGGAUUCUGAUGAAAAGAAGGUAGUGAUGCACUGUGAAGCACGAGGGAAUCCACCACCCACAUACAGUUGGUAUAUCAAUCGGACAGAAGUGGACACAGAGGGAGAUUAUCGCUACAGCUUCAUUGAUGGAAAUUUAAUUAUUACAAAUGCAAGUGAGAUCCAUGACUAUGGGAAGUACCAGUGUAAAGCAGAGAACAGCUUUGGGACCGUGCUGAGUCGAGAAGCUCUUCUACAAUUUGCAUAUCUCGGUGCUUUCAGUGGGAAGACCAGAGGUGGAGUUUCUGUGCGUGAAGGCCAAGGUGUGGUGCUCAUGUGUACCCCUCCUCCUCAUUCUCCAGAGAUCAUCUACAGCUGGGUGUUUAAUGAGUUCCCCUCCUUCGUUGCUGAGGACAGUCGACGCUUCAUCUCCCAGGACACUGGAAACCUCUACAUCUCCAAGGUGCAGCCGUCUGAUGUAGGAAGUUACAUCUGUCUGGUGAAGAAUACGGUGACAAACGCAAGGGUACUGAGUCCUCCAACGCCCCUAACGCUGAAAACUGACGGUGUCAUGGGUGAAUAUGAGCCUAAAAUUGAAGUGCAUUUCCCUACAUCUGUUCUGGCUGCCAAGGGAGUGACUGUCAGGCUGGAGUGCUUUGCUCUAGGGAACCCAGUGCCAACAAUCACAUGGAGGAAGAUAAAUGGCAACAUCCCCAAAAAAGCAAGACUCAGGAAGUCACAAGCUGUGCUGGAAAUUCCCAACAUUCAGCUGGAGGACUCGGGAACUUAUGAAUGCAAAGCUGAGAAUCCAAGAGGAGGCACGGCGUUCAAAGGACAUCUUCAAGUCUACACCCUCCCUCAGUGGGUCAGAAUGAUUAAUGACACUCAGAUGGAUAGUGGAGAGAAGCUCCAAUGGGAGUGCAAGGCCAUGGGGAGGCCCCGGCCCACCUAUCGCUGGCUCCGUAAUGGGUUGCCCUUGACAUCCCAGGGUCGAGUUGAAAUACUGAAUGGAGAGCUGACUAUACAUAAAGUGCAGCAGACAGACUCAGGAAUGUACCAGUGUGUAGCUGAGAAUAAAUAUGGAGCCAUCUACUCAAAUGCAGAACUCAAGAUUUUAGCAUCUGCCCCUGUCUUUGUCCACAAUCCUGUUCGGGUCAUUGCCACUCUUGGAAAAGAUGUUUCACUGGAAUGCAAACCCAGAGCAUCGCCCAAACCUCGGAUAACAUGGAGGAGAGGGGACAGAAGAAUACAGCAGAAUAAAAGGAUUAUGCUGUUACGGAACAACACUCUGAGAAUUGUUAACUCCAGCCGAGCGGAUGAGGGGAACUAUGUGUGCCGGGCGGAGAAUCAGCUAGGCUCUGCAGAGAUGACUGCCAUACUGUGGGUAAAAGAGGCCAUGCGUGUGGAGCUGAGCCCGAGCAGAGUGGAAGUGACGGUGGGGGAGAGUGUGGUGCUGAGCUGCAAGGCGGCACACGACACAUCGCUGGAUGUGGCUUUCCAGUGGUUCUUCAACCAGAAACCGAUCAACUUCCAGCAGGACGGAGGGCAUUUUGAAUACAUCCAAACAGUAAGAGCGAGACAGUCUUCUACAGUGGAUCUGAUGAUUAGGAGCAUUUUGUUGAAGCAUGCUGGAAAGUACGGAUGCCGAGCCCAGACCAGUGCUGACACUGUGUUUGCAGAGGCUGAGCUUCUUGUUAGAGGUCCUCCAGGACCCCCUGGAGUAGUGAUAGUGGAGGAGAUCACAGAUACUACGGCUACCCUCUCCUGGACCCGUGGUGUGGACAACCACAGCCCUAUCAGCACCUAUAAUUUACAGGCCCGCAGCCCAUUUUCAUUAGGCUGGCAAACUGUCAAAACAGACCCAGACCCGGUGACAGGGGACAUGGAAUCUGCCAUGGCUGUGCAGCUCAAUCCAUGGGUGGAGUACGAGUUCAGGGUGGUGGCAAGCAAUGCAAUCGGCACCGGAGAUCCUAGCGCUCCCUCGAGAGGAGUCAGGACUAAAGAAGCAGUCCCGUCAGUGGCACCAGCAAACGUCAGCGGAGGAAAUGGCCGCAGGCAUGAACUGGUCAUCUCGUGGGAGCCUGUGUCUGAAGAGUUCCAAAACGGCGAGGGCUUUGGAUAUAUUGUUGCAUUUCGUGCCAACGGGUCCAGAGGCUGGAAGGAGAAGAUGGUGACUUCAGCAGAUUCAACAACGUACAAAUACAGAGACGAGACUUUCCCUCCCCUCACCCCGUUUGAAGUUAAAGUUGGCGUGUACAACAACAAGGGAGACGGGCCGUUCAGCAAAGUCGUCGUCAUCCACUCUGCUGAGGGCGAGCCAAGAGAACCACCGUCUGAUGUGAAGGCUCACAGCAUUUCAUCAUCAGAAAUUCGGAUCACUUGGAAACCGCCCAAUCCAGGCCCAGGAAAACCAAGAGGAUAUGAAGUCAGCUACUGGAAAGAUACAGAGCAAGAAGAGUCUGCAAAGAAACAGAGAACUUUGAAGAAUGAAACAUCCAUGCUCCUGACAGGACUGGAGGGCGACAGUAUGUAUCACAUCACAGUAAAAGGAUUCAACAGCAUCGGCCAGGGUCCUGCUACUGCUGCUGUCACAGCCAGGACCAGGAAAGCCCCUCCCGCUCAGCCUCCGUCCAACCUCAUGUGGAUUCAAGAGGGCAACAACGUGACUUUUAGCUGGGACCCAGUGAAGGCCAAAGACAAUGAAUCUGAUGUCAUCGGGUACAUGGUGUUACUCAGACAGGAGGGCAGAGGCCACAACCAGGUGACAAGAACCAUUAACCCCUCCACCAUACUCUCACUGCCAGAGGGAGGCACCUACAUCAUUGAGGUGCGGGCUCUCAGUGAAGGGGGAGAGGGAGCGGUCAGCUCCCAGGUUCGACUGGUCACCUCCUCCGGUGUUCGAGCAAAAAGCAGCCAGUGCUCGGUGCACUGCCCACCUCAGAGCCUAACAUGGACAGCACUGCUGCUGGUUCUCCUGGUGCCUUCAGUUUCCUGGUGAGGCCACUGUGCCAUCCUCAUCGUCAUGGAGGGAGCCACCAGUCUUCUGCUCCCUCGUCCCCUCUGACUGCCUGAUUGCUUUGGCCUUAACCCAUCCCAGAGGGCCGAGGUCUGCCAAAGGGGGUUCAGUGUGCCAGUUUAACAUGCGGCUCUUCGGAGGUCAUCCUUUAAGUUCCCAGUUUCUUUUGAGGCCCUGGACAUUUGAUUUGCACAGCUCUUUCCAACAUGACAGUAGUGUUGUACUGUAGUGUACAUUGUGUGGGAAGAUUGGUUUAAUCAUUCACUCUAACAUCAUGUGUUGCCCUCAUUGACUGGCGUCUAACCACUUUUAGAAGGCUGCUAUGGCUCUUUGUCUCUGCAGAGCGUGAACAAUUCCUCGAAAGCUGCUGUGGUAGUAAUACAGGGAUCAGCCGGCCUGUUUCUUUUCAUUACUUAUCUGCAUCAAUUUACCCCUUGGCCGCCUAACAAGCAAUGCAGCAGAAGCUCAGUAGAGAUAAGUGCAUUGUUUUCUUAUUCACACAUUGAGGAGAAAAAAAAACGUUUUAUAUGGAAACAAGAAUCUUACUAUUUCCAGACUUGCUUUUUGUACAUUGUGUUACCUUUAGAGAACAAACACAGUGGUGUGCUAUGUCAAACUCUCUGUUUUUUGGUAGUGGUUAAGCAACGAUUGGUGAUACAGUUUGUUGACUGUUGGAUGUACGGAAGUAGGAAACAGGUCCUUACCUGUAGAGCCCAAACACUUCAAUAGACAAAGACAAC